Molecule: messenger RNA, 1284 nt
Organism: Nakaseomyces glabratus
Lineage: Eukaryota; Fungi; Ascomycota; Saccharomycetes; Saccharomycetales; Saccharomycetaceae
Gene: MOD5
Product: tRNA dimethylallyltransferase
Biological process (GO): tRNA modification
Cellular component (GO): mitochondrion
Molecular function (GO): ATP binding; tRNA dimethylallyltransferase activity
Source: RefSeq, a predicted model, not a curated record
AUGAGUGCGAUGAAGAAAGUUAUAGUGGUUGCCGGUACUACGGGUGUCGGGAAGUCGCAGCUGUCUAUACAAUUGGCGCAACGGUACAAUGGUGAGGUGAUCAAUUCUGACUCGAUGCAAGUGUAUAGGGAUAUCCCUAUCAUCACCAACAAGCACCCUGUGGAGGAACGGUUUGGGGUGCCCCACCACGUUAUGAACCAUGUAGGAUGGGAGGAAGAGUACUAUUUACAUAGGUUCGAGUCCGAGUGUCUCUCGGCGAUUGCAGACAUACACAGCAGAGACAAAACACCGAUAAUCGUCGGCGGUACCCACUACUAUCUGCAAGUGCUGUUUAACAAACAUAUCGAUACGGCCACCAUGGAUUCUGUACCUGAGACCAUUGAACUCAGUGAACAACAGCGAUCACUAUUGGAGUCGGGCGAUAGUGACAGGAUAUACGAGACUUUAACCAGUGUGGAUCCACAGAUAGCCAAGAAAUUUCAUCCCAACGAUACUAGGAGAGUACGAAGGAUGCUAGAGAUUUUUUACCAGACUAAGAAGAAACCGAGCGACUUAUUCAGCAAACAGGAAGUCUCCCCGAAAUUUGACACUUUGUUCUAUUGGAUAUAUAGCAACCCUACAGAACUGGACGAAAGACUGGACUCUCGUGUGGAUGCCAUGUUAAAAUCAGGUGGUAUGGAUGAGAUAAACGAGCUGUAUAGAUAUUAUAAAGAACAUAACCUGAACCCCGAACAGUGUGAAAAUGGUGUAUGGCAGGUGAUAGGCUUCAAAGAGUUCUUGCCAUGGUUGUGCGAUCCAAAGACAGCAACACUAGAAAAUUGUGUAGAGAGAAUGAAAAUACGAACACGACAAUACGCUAAGAGGCAAGUGAAGUGGAUAAGGAAAAUGCUCAUCCCGGACAUCAACGGAGAUAUAUACUUACUAAACGCCACAAACCUUCUCAACUGGGACCAGACAGUUUCUAAGAGAGCUUUUGCGAUUGGCGACCAGUUCAUGAAAAACGAAAACAUAACUGCCGCUCACGCACCUGAAGAAUUGCGACACUUAAUAUCUAAAGAACAAACCGUUGAAAGAAAGUUGGACAAUUGGGAUCACUUCACGUGUGAUGUAUGCAAAGAUAAUAAGGACCAACCUCUACUCUGCAUAGGUGAGAAAAAUUGGAAUAUUCACUUGAAUAGCCGGAGACAUAGAUCGAACCUGAAAAGGAAACAUAAAAAAUCAGGAUUCGAAAAAUGGCAGAUGGCAAAAAAAGCUAAUCUCGAAAACAAAGAAAAUGAAGUGUAA